AUGCCAACAAGAAGCCCAGACGUCCAGAUCUUGCGUCUCCGUCAGGAGAAUCGGUCCGUCGAGGACUAUGUUUCUGAGUUCAUUGAACUGGCCCAUUUCGCCUCAAUGAGCACAGAGUGUUUAAUGAUCUUUUUCCGAGGAGGACUCUCUGAACCACUCAGUUCACUCAUGCCCUUACACAAUCGUCACGGGACAUUAGAGGACUAUAUUAACCAGGCCCUUUUGCUAAGCGGUUCCUUGUUUACUGUGGGCGUUGUAGAGAAGGAGCUCCAUGAACCCGUGGUAUCUACUCAACCAGAGCUUCACGUUAUGCCAGAGCUUCAUGCCGAGCCCGCGCUCACCUGUCUGUUCCUGAGCCGAUGCCUGGUCCUGAGAGAUGAGCCUGAUUUGAUGGAUGUUUCUGGGGAGCCAGAUCCUUCCUCACAGACCUUCCAUGAUGCCCAGACACAGUGGUCAGACCCAGCAAUGGAGGACCACACCUACUCCAAAGGACCUACCAUCACAUGUGUUAUGACAACUGCCCCAUCCUCUAAGAGUUCGCUGUCUGUUGCAGAUGUUGUUUUAAAGGAUGAUGCUGACUGUCUGCUGUACACUGGGAUUCCACUGCUUGAAUUCAGAACUCUUGUGUCGUGCUUGCAACAUUUUGCUCCCACAUCAUCAUCAUUGUCAGCAGAGGACCAAAUCCUGCUGACAUUGAUGAAGCUUAGACAGAACUUUGUUAUUGCUGAUUUAGCAAGACGCUUCAAAAUGUCACCUGGUCAGGUCAGUAAAACACUGAAAUUCUGGAUAGACGCGAUUGCUGAGCACACCCAGGAUCUCAUUCCAUGGCUGCCUCGUGAAACAAUAAAGUCCACCUUGCCACAGGUUUUUAUGGACAAUUUUCCAAACACAACUUGUGUAAUUGACUGCACAGAAAGUGUCUUGCAGAAGGCUAAAAAUCUGGACUCAAGAACUGAAUCUUAUAGUCACUACAAUGCAAACAAUACUGUCAAGUAUCUAGUAGCAACUGCUCCAUCUGGGAUAAUUAUGUAUAUUUCAGAGGCUUAUGGUGGCAAAUGUAGCGAUAGAUUCAUCACACAGAACUCUGGGUUUCUCGACCAUUUGCGUCCUGGAGAUGAGGUGAUAGGGGACCGUGGCUUCACGAUCAGAGAUUUGCUAGAGGAACGGAAAGUUCGUUUGAUCACCCCAGCUUUUACGCGCAAGAAAUGCCAGCUGACAAAUGAGCAGGUCACUCGCACAAGACGCAUUGCUAAUGUCCGCAUACACAUUGAGCGCGCAAUCAGGCGUCUCAAGGUGUACAGAAUCCUCUCUCAAACUGUGCCUAUUCAUUUUGUCCCUAAAAUCGACAAAAUACUAAGAAUCUGUGCAGCACUUGUAAAUCUGCGAGGGGAGCUUAUUUCUAGAACAUAG
Messenger RNA from Pimephales promelas (fathead minnow), 1410 nucleotides. Lineage: Eukaryota; Metazoa; Chordata; Actinopteri; Cypriniformes; Leuciscidae. The record is from RefSeq and is a predicted model, not a curated record.